CUUGUCGUUACAUAGAAUAUUAUCACCAAUGUUUGGUCUUGGCUGUUAAUUAUUUGUACUUUUGGAUUUGUUUUAACCAUUUUACAACAUCUGUCGGUCUAAAUUGUAAUGUAUUGCUGCUGUUUUGCAAACUACACAUAUAACUCGGAUAAUUAGCCUCUGGAAGCCUAGUUAAUCGAGGAAUGAUUAUGUUCUUAGUCAUUCAAAAAUGCCAAACGAUGCCUGUUUCAAAGACAGGCUAGUUACUCCCUUUGAAGUCAUCGUCUCUAGAAACUUAAUAGAGAGCAACCUUAGUCUGUUGCUAACAGAAAGUCUGGACGCCAGAAACUCAGCGCAAUGCAACCAAAUCAUUCGUUACUUUCCACCUCAUUUGAAGGCAGGUAAAGGUGCCGACUCGUGGGCUCUCUUGGGCUCCAUUCAUGGCCUACAUCCUCCCACAUCAUGAAACACGCAGAAUUGUUACACCCUUUUUCAUCAUGGAGAAAAUCAAUCGGCUGAAGUGAGUACGAUGGCAUGCAGCGGCGUUAUGCGUAAGUUUAAGUGACGAAAAGUUGGAACCAACUUCACAACCUGGGGUUGUGCUGUCUAGGUUAAAUACUGGUAGGCGACCUGGUGAGUGUGUAACGUACGAAGCAUUCUGGAUCUCACAAAUAGAAAUAUCCCUCUUGAAACACCUUUGUACUUUCUAAAGGAACCCGAGACGAAUAACACAUGAAAGAGCGAACAUCCAGACAGGAUCACGCUUCUCAUUACCGGUCGGCGCUACAUGGGACUCUCUUCCAAAGGGUAUGACAACAGCCAUCAGUGAAGCAUCUCGAGAGAAGAUUUUGUAAAUAUGCACAUACUAAUGGUUAGCCGUCUUUCGCGUGGAACAACGUGUGAUAUGUUAGCCGCGUCAGAUCCUAGGAGACCCAAUAAACUUCGAAGAUUCGUCCCAUUAUCACAGGAUGCCCCUCCACUAGACCAAACUAUAGACUAUCUUAAUUUUUUCGGAAUAGUCUUAAGCAUGUGUGGACUGUUGUUUGAAAUGAAGUUUGCUGCUUGGUUGGCCGUCGUUUGUGCUUUCAUAACGUAUGCCAACUCAAGAACUGGGGAAGAUACAAAACAGCUGAUCAGUGGCUUCAUGUUGUCUAUCAGCGCACUUAUAAUAUUCAAUAAGCGUGUUAUAUAUGUUGGGGGACUAUCAGAGCAAGUUGAUGUACCUCUUGUUCGUGCGGCGUUUAUCCCUUUUGGAGACAUAGUUAGUAUUAAUAUGCCCAUGGACUAUCAAACUGAAAAACACAGAGGUUUCGCUUUUGUUGAAUUUGAAGAAGUUGAGGAUGCUAUGAGUGCCAUUGAUAAUAUGAAUGAAAGUGAAAUAUUCGGGCGUACCAUCCGUGUUAAUGUGGCAAGACCAGUACGCAUACGGGAGGGUUGGAGUCGACCUGUCUGGUCGGACGAGAAUUGGUUAAAGAAAUAUGGCAGUGCUCCAUUAGAAGGACGAAAACUGGAUGAACCUGAUAUCGUCAACCCAUCAGAUUCUGCAGAAAAUGUUGAAGACUUGAGUGACGAAGAAAUGCGAACCAAAAAACAAAAACGAAAUCUUCCUCGGGUAUUCUUCGAUAUUCGAAUUGGAAACGGAGAUGCUGGUCGUAUAGUGAUGGAGCUUCGGUCAGAUAUUGUUCCGAGAACUGCUGAGAACUUCCGUGCCUUGUGUACAGGAGAACGUGGAUUCGGUUAUCACAAUUGUUGUUUCCAUCGAGUUAUACCACAAUUCAUGUGUCAAGGAGGCGAUUUUGUAAAAGGGGAUGGGACCGGUGGCAAAUCAAUAUAUGGACGUAAAUUCGAUGAUGAAAACUUCCAACUCCGACAUGAAGGGUUCGGUGUUCUUUCCAUGGCGAAUUCUGGACCAAAUACAAAUGGAUCUCAGUUCUUCAUUUGCACAACAAAAUGCGAUUGGCUUGAUGGCAAACAUGUUGUUUUUGGUCGAGUAGUGGAUGGACAAAAUGUCGUAAAAAAGAUGGAGUCCGUUGGAUCGAAAUCUGGUAAGGUCAAAGAACCCGUUAUUAUUUCUCGGUGUGGAGAAUUAAUUUAA
Messenger RNA from Schistosoma guineensis, 2074 nucleotides. The record is from the annotation of a GenBank genome assembly. NCBI's taxonomy places the organism in Eukaryota, Metazoa, Platyhelminthes, Trematoda, Strigeidida, Schistosomatidae.